This is a messenger RNA of Parnassius mnemosyne (clouded apollo), 627 nucleotides long. The record is from the annotation of a GenBank genome assembly. Lineage: Eukaryota; Metazoa; Arthropoda; Insecta; Lepidoptera; Papilionidae.
AUGGAUAUUAACAUGAUUGACUUGAUGGAUUUAGAAGAUUUGGACAUGCUGGAGACCACUCGGCGACCUGAUAGACAUCGACAUCGUGUGAAUCCGUUUGAAUUGAGUGACGAAGAUUUUAGGUAUAAGUAUAGGUUCUCAAAACGUUUCGGAGAAAAAAUAGUGGGUAUCUUACGUGAGGAUUUAGUGCACGACCCUCGAGGAUGCCCAUUGAGUCCUGAAAUUCAAGUGGUUUGUGCAUUACGCAACUGGGCUCGCCAUGAAAUUCAAGACGAUACAGCUGGUUUACAUAGUGUGUCUCAACCAGUAGUCAGUAGGACAUGUAAAAAAGUAGCGGAAAUUUUGUCACGGAAUUCCCGAGAAUUUAUUAAAAUGCCUACUACUUUAAAUGAACAACAGGAAACCAUUAGGAAAUUUCGCAGUAUUGCUAAUUUUCCUACAGUAAUUGGCGCAAUUGACUGUACUCACAUACGAGUAAAGAAAGUGAAUGCUGAUGGGGGUCAGUUAUAUAUUAAUAGAAAAGGAUUUUCUUCAAUUAAUGUACAGGUGGUUUGUGAUGCUGACCUGAAAAUCAUGGACAUUGUUACCAGGUGGCGUGGUAGUGUACAUGACUCCAGAAUAUUCUGA